AGGGACACCACAUGUUUGGCUGGCGCCAGCACAGCACACCACCAGUGUCAGUUCUUGUGCGCGCGCAGCAAAAUUGUCGAUGCAGAUGGGAUGCAUCUGCUUGGGGAAGACAAGAACAACUGCUGCAUCUCCAGCAGCAGCAUGCCUGUAGCGCCAGUGGCCGACCGGGAAGACGGAGAGUGACAUGACAGCGGCUCCGCGCCGGCCUCAGUGGCCCUGCAGCCGCUGUCGAAGUUCGGCUCCGUCUGCAUGAGCGGGCUCACGGAGCACGAGGUGCUUUUGGUCAAGAAGGGCUCGACGUACGGCGCCGCGACAACACGCAGUGUGGUGCCGCACCUGGUAGAGCUGUGGCGCGACAACUGCUCAGAGCUGCAGUUGGAGUCUUCCUGCGCCCUGAACAACACAGUAGCCUGCGCGUCGUAGACCAUUGCGUCGGUGGUCGCCUGUGGCGCUGCUGGGGGGUUGUCGAACGCGGACUGCCACGAUCAGAGCACGCGGGUCAUCUGCAAGUUUACCGGCGAGGGUACGGUAUGCUGUGACUGGGCACUGAAUCAUGGCGCCAUGGCUAGACUUUUCACGCCUCUGAUCAAUCAUCAACGACCGAUUCAGCUGCGACGCGACGGAACAUGGGUCUUGUCGAACUGGGGCCGUGGCAAGCUGUUGGAGCGUGUGGCAGGUCGCACUGCCAGUGUUGAUGUACUGCUCUACAACGCCAACGAUGAACUUGUCGCUAGCGCUGUAGGGAGGGGGGCAUCUCGUUAAUCAGCAGCGGGCAGGCGGGGCGUGUGCAGGCGGCGUGCAGCUGCAGUCUGCUACCACACCCUCAACGUUAGCCUACUAACGAUGCGUAUGGCCGGCAGCAUCGCCUCUGACGCGAACGAGCAGGCGCAGGUGAUGAUCAACUGCAGUGCAGUGCUGGCUAAUGCAGGCCUCUUACUCCACCCAAAAUGUGCACUGCGCACAGAGGCGUGCUGAACUAUCCCCAACAUUGCUGCCGGCCAGGUUCACUUCAUCAACGCCCUUGUGUGUAGGAGGGGGGGAAUGCACGUUUGCGUCGGGCUCCUGAACUCUCUUGACGCGCCAGAGCUCGACGUGAGGAAGGAGGCGGUGUGGCCAAUCGGAAACGUUGUCCUCUGCCGCUCGAUAAUGCAGGUGCACUGGCUCCCCAACCUCCGCAUAACGUCGCUGCUCUGCAAAGUUCUGCGUGCGUAUGACUCAGAGAUGGCACUGACCUUGCUCGAGGAGCUCCAGCGCUUCCUCUAGAUCGGUGAGGAUGAGAUACGGGUGAGUGUCACGGAGAACACUUUGGUCAACACACGUGAUGAAUUGAGGUGGGGCU
Messenger RNA from Leishmania braziliensis MHOM/BR/75/M2904, 1339 nucleotides. The record is from the annotation of a RefSeq genome assembly. NCBI's taxonomy places the organism in Eukaryota, Euglenozoa, Kinetoplastea, Trypanosomatida, Trypanosomatidae.